This is a messenger RNA of Chiloscyllium plagiosum (whitespotted bambooshark), 5577 nucleotides long. The record is from RefSeq and is a predicted model, not a curated record. Lineage: Eukaryota; Metazoa; Chordata; Chondrichthyes; Orectolobiformes; Hemiscylliidae.
UCAUUCAGCCAGGUCAGAACCGCGAUGGAGGUUGAGUCAAUAGUGAGAGAUGCCUUGGCUAUGUCGAACCAAAGCUACAUCCUCCUGACAGGCAUCAUCCAGGACGACUCCAUAGCCACUGACAUCAUGGAGGCCGAGCAUAGCCUCCAGUCCCUGCAGAGUCAGAUGGAGGAGCUGGCCGAGGAAGCGGACAAGGCGCUGAAGGAGGCCAAGAGAUUGUACGUGUCUACCCAACCAACCCGAGGGGCAAACCUCACUCUGCCUCCAAACCUCACCGAGUCACAGCCUGAGGGCUGGAACAAUUUCACGGCAGAAAUUGAGAAUUUGGAAAGUGCUCUUCAGAUCAAAGACCAGGAAAUCGAGAAGCUGCUUCUGGAGCUGGGACCCCGAGUCAGGGCCUUCCAGAUGGGAAUGGGAACCAAGGAGCUGUACGAUGAGCUUCUGAGUCGUGUUAAAUCUUCCAGGGCCACUGCGAGGGCAUCCAUUCAGAAAGUCAAACAGAUCAAAGAGGAGGGAAUCUCUCUGCUGAAAAUCUUGGAAGACAAUAAGAGACCAGCUGGCAAACUCCGAGGUAAAGGGAGUUUGCGGAAGAUGGGUGUGAUCAAGGGGAAGGUGAUGCCAGAGACCAAGAGGAAGACGGCACUCGCCCGGCGAAUAUUGCGAGUUGCUGGCUCCAGUUCUACCAUCAGUAAUACCACCGCUAGCCGGGCUGGGCAGGUCAACCAAGGCAUCGCAAAGGAGGCCCACAAGCUCAGGAGACAAGCCCAGGACCAGGCCGCGCAGUCUGGCUCACUCCGCACUCGGCUGGACAUCAUGCAGGGUCAGCUGGCCACCCAGGAGGAGCAGGCCGCAGCCUUCAAGGUGAAACUUCAGGAGGAUGGCACAACAGCAGCCAAGGUCCUUCACGAAACACUGGCCAUGGGGAAGGAGGUGAAGAAAGCCAAGCAGUCCCUCGAUCGUGACCUGAAGCAGUUAACCGAGUUACUGAAGACAGUCGAGAGCCUUCAGGUUGACCAAGUGACGGAGGAAAUGCUGAAUGUAACCGAGGCAGAGAUGGGAGCCCUGAGGUGGGUGAUUGAUCAGACCCUGGACCAGAAGCUGCGGGAGCUGGAGGCUGCCUCCGACUUACAGAUCCUGAAGAUGAAAACAAUCGAAAAAGACAUGGAGGACAUUGAGGCGGAGAAGCUUAGCCUGGAGGACAUUGUUGAGAACCUGCCUCAUGGCUGUUAUAACCGUGUGGGAUUCUAGAGGGGGAAGGCAGGCUGGAGAAGAGAGAGGCGAUCUCUCUGGGUGUCUUUGUGUAAUUGUCUCGAGAUGGUUGCCGUUGACAACGUAGUAAUUUGAUUGGGCAUUUAAUCCCCUUCGACCCAUUUUAAUCCAUUCUCCUAGCCUCUUGUAGCUUGAACUGGGUCAAGAACUGGGUUUCACCCUCCAGUACAUCACUGACCGUACCUCCCUCAUGUUUGUUGGACAAUGUGGUGCCAUUCGGACAAUGAUGGCACCUCAUUGUUCACACACGGCCCACCUGGAGCCUGGACUCCAUGGACUCUGGAUUCAUUGUGGUCCACCAGACUGCCCUUGCAUCAACUCAGCAGAGAGUGAACCACAUCUGUGUUGGUCAGAGAGCCAUGUCGACCAGACUGGGUAAGGCUGGCAGAUUGCCAGACUCGAAAGGCCAUUAAAGAGCCAGAUGGGGUUUCUCAGUCUCCCUGACUGAGAGCUGCUUUUUAUUUUAUAUACCCAGAAGUCCUAUCGUACAGAACAACGGCUUUCCCACCACCCAGUCACCGUGACCUUUUUUGUUUUUAAAUCUUUCUUUAAUCACAACUGAAUGACCUUCCACCACCAAAUCACUGUGACUCUUUUGUUUCCCUAUUUAACCACCACCAGUAAACAGACAUAUAACCUGUUGAAUAUUUAUACACAAAGCCCAUUAUGGGUAAUACCAACCUUUGAAAGUGAGGGAGGGAUAGGGAGAGCGGAAGGAGGUCAUGAGCACUCUAUUAUCCCCGACAGUGCCCACUUCUCUCUGGAGGCAUCACGUGCAAUGCUGGAGCUUUGGACUCUCAGAAGUAAAUAUCUCACUUAACAUACACUGUCCUGUCACCAUGCCAGGGUUUGAGGUCUCUGAAGUGCUAGUCCAGUGAUAUUUUCACUGUCCACCAUCCUCAUUUACCCUAUUACAAUGCAGACCGCACAGGUUCCAGGAAGCCACUGCUGUAGGCCAUGGGGAGUAGUAAAUGAUGGCGUAAUCCGUGCUGUCCUGAGGUAGAAUUCAAAAGGAACAGAUUGAGCCUGAACCCUUCGUGUCAAUCAGUUACAGCAAUCUCUUGCAUCACAACAUCCCAGGCUCUCAGUCAGGCUGUAACCCUUUAAAGGUUUCACAUUUGCCUCAGAGGUUGGAUCAAGUAGUGACUGGUUUUGAUUGAUGUCAAACAGAGUGAAUGAGCCUCUUUUUAAAGCAUGUAAUAAUGCCUGACUGAAGAAUCGCACCCUCCAGUUCUCUCUCCAAACCCCUCACCAUCCUGACUUGGAAAUAGAUCACGAUUCCUUCACUGUCGCUGGGUCCUGGAAUUCCCCUGUGACAGAGGGACUGCAGUUCUCCAGCCCCUUCUGCAGGAUAAUGGACAACACACCUCAGCCCAGCCAGCGACACCCAUGUCCCAUCAGGGAAUAAAAUAAAGAUGCAAGUGUGUGCUUGUGGGAUUUUGAGGUGUUUGUCUGUGUUAACCCAGGGAUAUAAAGACUGGUUAUUUUUCCCCAUUUGACAGUUGAUGGUGUUGGGUCAUAACCCACCGAUCCCUGUACCCAUCGUGUCCUCCCCCGUACAGUAUUGUGCCCUCACUCCUGUGUAAGGAGAAGCCGGGAUUAUUUUUCACUUUGUUUUGUCGAGCUGGUGCCUGGUGUUAUCCAAAACUGACGGUGUAGAAAAUGGAACAUCAUUUCGCCCUACUUAAUUCUCGGGCUGUGACAGCAGUCGCAUCCUGGCCUUAGCAACAGGAUAAUACCUUUCUUGGUGACAUAAUAAAACAGUAUCUAAAAGGAAUAAUUUACCAGCUCUGCGCAACCUUUGAACACCCCAAAAUAAUCAACGACAGUUUUACAGCUGGUGACACACUUUAUCUCCCUCUGGUUACUUUCAAAGCCCACAGCAACAAUUGCUUGCAUUUAUCUAGCACCUUUGACAUGCACCAAGGCGUUUUGUAAGAUUGACUACCAAACAGAUUUUGAACCUGAGCCAUAGAAGGAGAUGGAUGGUCAAAUGAUUGGCCAAGGAGGAGCCUGUUAAAGGAGAGGAGAGAGUUGGAGAGUUUCAGGGGGAGAUUCCCAGAGACCAAAGUGUUGCUAAGUCCCACAGUGAGGCUCAGCAAGUAAUUGAAGGUGCCUGAAAUUGCAGUCAGUGUUAAUAAUUAACUGGGUCUCAUCAGUUGCAUUCAUAAACAUAUUGCCUUCAGAUUAUUCCAAGAGAUAUUAGAACAAUCAAACCAGCAACUGACCCCAUGUUAAUCAAACCAUUCAUCAGACACACUGAAACUAUCUUUCACUUGUUCACACGGAUAUGAAGCAAGCUGUUGCCAAAAAGAAACUUGUUGUAAUUUAUGUAAUUCCCUCUCCCUGCCCGAUUCCUGAUCGCAUAUCGGAAACGCCAAUGCAAAUGUCCCAUGAAUUUUGCAAACAUUCCAAAACCAUUGAAAGAAUUUCUGUUUCAGAGGAAGUUGUGAAGCACUUUGGAACAAACCAGGCACUUUGCCAAGCAUUACCGCUUGGUAAUGUUCGAAAAUUGUCAGUUUGCACGCACUGAGCAAGUGCUGGAGAAACUCUGCAGGUCUGCCAGCAUUUGUGAAGAGAGAGAAAAGUUAACCUUUUGAGUCUGGUAUGAGUCUUCUUUACAAUGUCCGCAAACAACAAUGUGACCGUCUGCUUUUAGCGAGGGACCACCCUUCGUUCCAUUCAGUUCUGGUCACCACAUUCCAAGAAGGAUGUGGAGACGUUGGAGAGGGCACAGCAGCAGUUUCCCAGGAUGCUGCCUGGAUUAGAGGGUAUGAGCUAUAAGGAGGGGCUAGAAAAGCACAAGUUGUUUUCUCUGGAGCGGCGAAGGCUGAGGGGAGACUUGAUGACAGUUUAUGAAAUUAUGCAAUGUGUGGCUAGGGUUGACGGUCAGAAUCUUUUUCCCAAAGUUCAAAUAUCUAAUUCUAGGGGGCAUGCAUUUAAGGUGAGGGGGCGGAGGGAGUUCAAAGGGGAUGCGAGGGUUAGGUUUUUUUACACAGAGAGUGAUAGGACUGUGGAACACACUGCCAGGGGUGGUGGUGAAGCAGAUAUAAUAGGGGUGUUUAUGGGGCUUUUAGAUAAACACAUGGAUAUGGAGGGAAUGAAGGGAUGUGAACCAGGAGUGGGCAGGAGGGAUUAGAUUAAUUUGGCGUCAUGUUCAGUACAACGUUGUGGGCCGAAGGGCCCAUUACGAUGUUGGACUGCUUCAUGUAUUAGUGAUGUUGACCGAGGGAUUAAUACCAACCAGGUUAUCUUGAAUAAGGUCCCUACUUUCAUUGAAAUAGGAAUGUUUUACAUCAUGCUGCAUGGGCAGAUAGACUUUGGUUUAAUGUCUCACCCAAAAGACCCCAUAAAGCCCCAAAUGAAAGUACGACGCUGGAGAUCUGCAAUCAAAAUCGAAUGUGCUGGAGAAACUCAGCAGGUCUGGCAGGGUCUGUGAAGGGAGAGAAACAGAUUUAACAUUAUGACUCUCCUUCAGAACUCACCUUCCAAAUCUUGAAAUCCCAGCAUGCUCACUAAUGGUUUUUUUCUGGAAUAUGGUCUAUUCUUAGUCAAAAACAAAACACAAUCACCACAAAGUUUUCAAAAUAGAAAGCCCACAGCCUGGCGGAGAAAUGUUGGGAUUGUUUUCCCAGCAUUAUUCCAAUUCCAAAGACAAAUAUUUUUAAACUCUUCAUAUAAAUAGCUCAGUGCCUUUGUGAAAAUGCUGAGUACCACAUUAACACCGCAUUCCCACACUGAGGCGGUAUGAUAAAAGGGGAGGGUGGGGGAACAGUAAAGGAUUAGUAACUACAGGGACAUAGAUUGAAUGAUACAAGAAUGAGGAGGGAGGAGAUCAGGGCAUUAUUUGCAGCAUGUGUGAGUUGAUCUGGAAUGCACUGUCUAAAACACGGCAGAAGCAGAUUUCAUAGUUACUUGGGAAAGGGAUUUGGACAGGGAACCUUGCAGGGCUGUCGAAGGCAGUGGAACUAACUGUAUAGAAAAAGCCAGUACACGCACAAAAGGCCGAGUGACUGCCUUCCAUUGAGCAGCAAACUGAUUCUUUAUUUUAAAAAUGCUCAAUCUAAACUUCAUCAAUGUCUUCGUUUAGAAUUUAAGAAAUUCUGGCAGGUGACUGGAAAGGUGUAGAAUUGGCCAGGGGUAACCAGCCAGGAUCCAUUCCCACUGCAUUCUGACCUGCAUGAGAAAUCCCCUCCAUCAUCGAUCAAACAGGUGUAUCGAAAAUCACAUUUAUAUGAAUUGAUUGAAAGCAGAGACAUGUUUGUAAGAUAUUUAAUCCCCAUAAUUAAACAAUUAUUUUGAUGGUUA